Actinia tenebrosa (Australian red waratah sea anemone) is the source of this 405-nucleotide messenger RNA. Its product is annotated as spermatogenesis-associated protein 22-like. NCBI's taxonomy places the organism in Eukaryota, Metazoa, Cnidaria, Anthozoa, Actiniaria, Actiniidae. The record is from RefSeq and is a predicted model, not a curated record.
AUGAUGAAGAACACCGAAAAGCAAGAACAGUUGGUGAAAGGCGGCCAAAUAGAAAACUCACCAAAAGUUUUGACUACUUCCAUAAAAAAUCUCAUGGACUGGGAAGAAUUCAGAGGAAAAAUGACAUUCAUUUUUGAAAUUUUUGGCAUAUUGGAGUCAGCUGUCUCCACUGGUAUAUCCAACAAUUCAAAGACCUUUAUUUUGAAAGAUGAUACUGGCAGUAUAAGGUGCACAUUUUGGGAAAUGACUUACAGGUGCAUUGGAAGCAUGGACAGAAUGAAGAGAUCAUUCAACUGUGUGACUGUUAGACCUUCAACACUAGCAGAAUUACACUCUGCCAAAAUAAGUAUUGCUUGUGCUCAACUUGUAAUGCAAGCAUAUAUUGCAACAUUUAGAGAAGAUUAA